Molecule: messenger RNA, 1956 nt
Organism: Capra hircus (goat)
Lineage: Eukaryota; Metazoa; Chordata; Mammalia; Artiodactyla; Bovidae
Product: adhesion G protein-coupled receptor E2-like
Exons: 14
Coding region: 1-1956 (651 amino acids)
Biological process (GO): adenylate cyclase-activating G protein-coupled receptor signaling pathway; cell surface receptor signaling pathway
Cellular component (GO): membrane
Molecular function (GO): G protein-coupled receptor activity
Source: RefSeq, a predicted model, not a curated record
AUGCAGAUCCAGUCAGAGAGCAGGGAUGAGCAGAACAACAUCAACAAGUGUGGACCAUCAUGGAAAGUGUCCUCUGGAAUAUAUGUAGACUGCCAGAACUUUAACAACACACAGCGUCAAUGCAAAGGAAACAGAACUCUUUCUCAAAAAGAAUUUGAGAAUGAGUGUACUAAGAAAACGUUUGACCUUCCACCUGGGUCUGGGGCCUUAGAAGGGAAACGCUUGGGUCCAGAGAUGAGGACUCUGAUCUGGGGGGACCAGAUGGCUGCCCCAACUCAUCAUGAUGUCAUGCUCUCCUGCUUCUUCAACAGAGUCCAGAAUCUUAGUGAAAACAUGGAGUCAGUCCCUGUCGAGGACACUAUCCAGAACCUCAUACAGGGGGUGGAUGAAAUGCUGGAAGCCCCCCGGGACCUGGAAACCCUGCCCAGCUCAGAACAGCAUCUUGUGGCCUCUAACCUGCUCAUUGGCCUGGAAACUGUCUUUAGAGGACUGAGCAAGUCCCUGAACAAUGAGUCACUGCACUUCAGUUCACCUUCAGGCACAGAAAUGUCACUGAAGGCACUGGAUAAAGAAGAUAAGAAUGUCACCUUGAUUCAGAAUAACAUAAAGAUGAUACUGAUCUGGGAUACAGUGCAUGAAUUAAAUGACUCAGGUCCCAUUGUGGUGGGCCUUGUCUCCAUACCUGGGAUUGAAAAGUUGCUGGAUAAAGUGCCCCUGAUUGUGGAUGCUGAGGAACAGGUAGUUCCACAUGAGGCACACGGGGAAUUGCUGCAGGAAAUUCCCCCUACCCUGCUGUCUGAUGUCAUAUCUGCCUUUAUCAGCAACAGUAACACACAGAACCUCAGUUCUCCAGUCAAAUUUGUCUUCAAACAUUCAAGGACCCCUGAAACAAAGGGGAAGGUGCACUGUGUCUUCUGGGAGCAGGGCCAGAAUGGAAGUGGCCGUUGGGCAACCAGAGGCUGCAGGACGAUGGACAGCAGAGACGACAGCGCCACCUGCCAGUGCACCCACUUCAGCAGCUUUGCUGUCCUCGUGGCCUACUGCGACAUGCACGAGGAGGAUCUCACACUGACUGUGAUCACCUACGUGGGACCGAGCCUCUCUCUGCUGUGUCUCUUCCUGGCGGCCCUCACGUUCCUGCAGUGCAAAGCCAUCCAGAACAUCAGCACCUCGCUCCACCUGCAGCUCUCGCUCUGCCUCUUCCUGGCCCACCUGCUCUUCCUUACAGCCAUCAACAGAACUGAGAGCAAGGUGCUGUGCGCCAUCAUCGCAGGUGCCUUACACUAUCUCUACCUGGCCUCCUUCACCUGGAUGCUGCUGGAGGGUCUGCAGCUCUUCCUCACUGCACGCAACCUGAUGGUGGUCAACUACUCCAGUGUCAACAGGAUCAUGAAGAAGCUCACGUUCCCAGUGGGCUACGGAGUCCCGGCUGUGAUUGUGGCCAUUUCUUCUGCAUCCAGGCCUCAUCUUUAUGGAACACCCAAACGAUGCUGGCUCAGCACAGAAAAAGGAUUCGUUUGGACAUUUCUUGGCCCUGUCUGCACCAUCUUCUCUAUUAAUUUAGUUUUCUUCCUGAUAACAUUUUGGAUUGUGAAAAAGAAGCUCUCUUCACUCAACAGUGAUGUGUCCACUCUCCGGAAGACUAGGAUACUAACAUUUAAAGCCACAGUUCAGCUCUUUAUCUUGGGAUGUACAUGGUGUCUGGGAAUCCUGCAGGUGGGACCAGCUCCCCACGUCAUGGCCUACUUCACCAUCAUCAACAGCCUUCAAGGUUUCUUCAUCUUCCUGGUGUACUGCCUCCUCAGCCAGCAGGUGCAAGAGCAAUACAAGAUCUGGUUCAAAGGGAUCAAGAAAACUGAGUCUGAGGAGUACACACUCUCCAGCAGGGCCGUGUCGGAACCCUCUAAACACAGUCAAGUAAGAUCAUGCAUUGCCCCAGAGCACGUCACUGAUUGA